Molecule: messenger RNA, 1023 nt
Organism: Mangifera indica (mango)
Lineage: Eukaryota; Viridiplantae; Streptophyta; Magnoliopsida; Sapindales; Anacardiaceae
Product: monoacylglycerol lipase ABHD6-like
Exons: 4
Coding region: 73-1017 (314 amino acids)
Molecular function (GO): catalytic activity
Source: RefSeq, a predicted model, not a curated record
AAAGAUUCCAACAAUCAAAUCAAAUGUUUUAAGAUCUAGGAAGAAUUUUGAUUCCCUAUUACUUUGUUCAAGAUGUUAAAAUGCUUCAGCUUCACCGCAUCCCUGGAUUGGUUCUACCGUGUCAUGUUUUCAAACGCUAGCCUUCGCUCGGUAACCAUAGACCUUGGCGAUGGCACUGUCAUGCACUGCUGGAUUCCCAAAAACGUCAUCCAAACUAAGCCUAAUCUUCUUCUCGUCCACGGUUUUGGAGCCAAUGCAAUGUGGCAAUAUGGGGAACAUCUCCGCCAAUUUACCGCCCGGUUCAAUGUGUAUGUCCCAGAUCUUGUGUUCUUCGGUGAAUCAUACACAACUAGACCAGACCGGACAGAGGCCUUCCAGGCUCGUUGUCUGAUGAGGCUGAUGGAGACGCUGAAUGUGCGUAAAAUGAGCCUGGUGGGAGUUAGCUAUGGUGGGUUUGUGGGGUAUAGUAUGGCUGUGCAGUUUCCAGAGGCCAUGGAGAAGUUGGUGCUGUGUUGUACUGGUGUUUGUCUGGAGGAGAAAGAUUUGGAGAGAGGCCUGUUCAGGGUUUCAGAUUUGGACGAGGCCGCCAGCAUUGUGUAUCCACAAACGCCGGAGAGAUUGAAGGAAUUGAUACAAUUGUCAUUUGUGAAGCCUGCCAGAGGAGUGCCAUCUUGUUUCCUCUCUGAUUUUAUUGAUGUGAUGUGUACAGAUUAUGUUGAAGAGAAGAGAGAAUUGAUACAAGCCAUAAUCAAAGAACGAAAGUCUUUUAAUCUUCCUAAGAUCAACAGGCCGACAUUAAUAAUAUGGGGAGAGCAGGAUCAAAUAUUCCCUUUGGAGCUAGGGCAUAGAUUGAAAAGGCAUAUUGGAGAAAGUGCUCAGUUAGUAACAAUUCAAAACGCAGGCCAUGCUGUUAAUCUAGAAAAGCCGAAGGAAUUUGUAAGGCACUUGAAGUCCUUCCUAACUGAUUCAUCACAAAUACCUUGCUCAGAGACAUCUCUCCUUCAUGGUGGCCAGUAGUCUCAG